CCACCGCCGACUCCGGCCACGGCGGCGGCGGCGGCGGGGUGCUGCUGUCCGACGUCAGGAGGGAGAUCUACGACCGCCUGCGGGCCGUCGGCAACCAGGAGGCGCUCGCCGACCCCUUCUUCAACCGCGUGCUCGAGGACAACUACCAACGCCUCCCGCCAAGGUCCGUCCUUUCCGCCCACCCCCCGUCCACGCCCGCGUUUUCACCUCACCAACACCUCUCUCUCUGUUUGUCUGUCUGUGUCCGCGCCCACCGGGGAUGCAACCACUACAUCGACCUCGACGUGAGCAUGGAAGCCAGGGAUCCCCCACAAUUACCGUUUUGAUUUGGAGCCAGAGGUUUGUCCUGCUGAAGGAAUCGGACGUGGAAGACGGGACGGUUGUCGUGGUCGGCGCACUCGGCGAGGAUCCGGCGAUGGAGCAGCACGUCCUCCGCCUUGUUCACCAGCGUUCCUGCGUGGCAUAGUUCUGUAAGAAUUGUCAAAAGCUCAAAAGCGAAUGUUAGAAGCCUGGAGAAUGAGAAGACUGAUGGAACGGGAGCUUGACAGAAGGUCAAAUGAUUGGUCAGCCAGGCUGGCAAGAUUUCAAGCCGAAGAACAGCGACUACGGGAUAGAGUAAUGGAGCUAGCAGAGCAGAAUGUGUCAUUUCAGAGAGAAGUUACUUUGUUUGAAUCGAAACGAGUUCAGGCUUCUAACAAGAUCAGAAGUUUGGAACUGCAAAACAAACAACUGAAUGAUGAGAUGGAGAAAGUUAAAGGUAAAGUUGGUGUCCUGAAGCAGCUAUUUGUUAACACAGACCCAUUGUCAAUACCAGCUGCAGUUAUGAGGGCUGGGCUAUCACUUUCAUUAGGCAGGAAGGCAUGAAUUCAACGGCGAAAACUUCUAUCAGGAUGGGGUCCCUCUAGGCGGGAAGGCAUGGACCCAACAACA
Hordeum vulgare subsp. vulgare (domesticated barley) is the source of this 930-nucleotide messenger RNA. RefSeq lists its product as uncharacterized. The transcript is spliced from 4 exons. NCBI's taxonomy places the organism in Eukaryota, Viridiplantae, Streptophyta, Magnoliopsida, Poales, Poaceae. The record is from RefSeq and is a predicted model, not a curated record. Bases 499 to 864 code for a protein of 121 amino acids.